GCCAGAUGAGGUAAAGGCUUUACCCUAAUUAGACCCUUUGUUACUCGCUGUCUUCCUGCCUCUGGGUUUUUGCCGUCGCUGAACCUGAAAAAAAGCGAAGCCGUUGGCCCUUAUCCGCCCACUUUCCCAACUUUACUGAUUGACAAAGAAACAGCAAGAAAAUAAGAAUGGGAAGAGAAACUCCAAAACAGCAACAACAGAUUUCUUACACAGUGGAGCAGCUUGUGGCCGUCAAUCCUUACAAUCCCGACAUCCUACCUGAUCUCGAGAACUUCGUUAAUGAGCAGGUUUCAUCGCAAACAUACAGUCUGGAAGCAAAUCUCUGCCUUCUUCGUCUCUACCAGUUUGAGCCUGACCGAAUGAGCACCCAAAUUGUUGCUCGCAUUUUGGUUAAGGCUCUCAUGGCAAUGCCAGCUCCAGAUUUUAGCCUUUGUCUCUUUUUGAUUCCAGAGCGAGUGCAAAUGGAGGAGCAGUUCAAGGAUCUGAUUAUUUUAUCCCACUAUCUGGAGACAGGAAGAUUUCGUCAGUUCUGGGAUGAAGCAGCUAAAAGUCGUCAUAUAGUUGAGGCCGUGCCAGGUUUUGAGCAAGCAAUCCAGACAUAUGCUAUCCAUGUCCUCUCCCUGACUUAUCAAAAGAUUCCAAGACCUGUACUUGCUGAGGCUAUUAACAUCGAAGGCCUAUCCUUGGAUAAAUUCCUUGAACACCAGGCAGCCAACAGUGGUUGGAUUCUGGAGAAGGGCCAUGGCAGGGGUCAACUAAUAGUCUUACCCAGGAACGAAUUUAAUCAUCCUGAGCUGAAGAAAAGUGCUGGAGAUACUGUUCCAUUGGAGCACAUCACCCGUAUUUUCCCCAUUCUUGGUUAAACCUCUCAUGAGUAGGAAGGAAGACUUUUUUGGAGUCAUUUCCCCCAUGUUUUCAUGUCAUGGCGACAUUUCUCUUUGUUUGAUGUCUUGGAUAUAUAACAAGAAGCUAUUUUAGGAUAGACUUGUCAAAACCAUCUCAAAGAUUAGCUAUGAAUGGGUUCUUUGUUAGUUUCUAUUUUGUCAGUCGUCAGAGAUUCAGAAUCUAGUUAUUUAUUAUGCUUUUACUUU
Hibiscus syriacus is the source of this 1091-nucleotide messenger RNA. Its product is annotated as eukaryotic translation initiation factor 3 subunit K-like. Gene Ontology annotation, molecular function: translation initiation factor activity; ribosome binding. Gene Ontology annotation, biological process: regulation of translational initiation. Gene Ontology annotation, cellular component: cytoplasm; eukaryotic translation initiation factor 3 complex. The record is from RefSeq and is a predicted model, not a curated record. NCBI's taxonomy places the organism in Eukaryota, Viridiplantae, Streptophyta, Magnoliopsida, Malvales, Malvaceae. The coding region runs from base 168 to 863 and encodes 231 amino acids. The transcript is spliced from 8 exons.